Penicillium daleae is the source of this 3183-nucleotide messenger RNA. RefSeq names its product DDB1/RSE1 family protein. Bases 1 to 3183 code for a protein of 1060 amino acids. The record is from RefSeq and is a predicted model, not a curated record. Gene Ontology annotation, cellular component: nucleus; site of double-strand break. Gene Ontology annotation, molecular function: nucleic acid binding; protein binding. Gene Ontology annotation, biological process: DNA repair; proteasome-mediated ubiquitin-dependent protein catabolic process. NCBI's taxonomy places the organism in Eukaryota, Fungi, Ascomycota, Eurotiomycetes, Eurotiales, Aspergillaceae. The transcript has 4 exons.
AUGGCCUACGUGGUGCCCAUUCACCGGGCGAGCGGCAUUCGCCAUGCAGUGAGGCUGAAUUUCAUGAAUGCCGAAGAGGACUGUCUGGUAGUAGCAAAAGCCAACCGCCUUGAAUUCUACACCCUCACCCCCGAUGGCCUGGCUCUGGCCCAGACCCGCGCGCUGUACGCGCAGGUCACCAUGCUCGCCCGACUCCCAGCACCGGCCAACUCGACGACGGACCAUCUCUUCGUCGGUACAGACCAAUACAACUAUUUCACACUUGCCUGGAAUCCCGAGAAGAAAAAGGCCCGGACAGCCCGCAGCUAUGUCGAUAUCGCCGAGCCCUCAGCCCGCGAGUCCCAGACCGAUCCGCGGUGUCUGGUCGACCCCAGCGGGCGCUUCAUGACGCUGGAGAUCUACGAGGGCGUGAUCGUGGUGAUUCCCAUCGUCGAGCCGACGAAGCGGAAGGGUCGGGCCUCACAGGCAGCAUCGGCGGUUGAGGCACCGCAGGUUGGAGAACUUGGCGAGCCGACGGCGUCGCGGAUUGAUGAGCUGUUCGUACGGUCCUCGGCGUUUCUGCAUUCCGGGUCUAAUCAGCCGUGGCUGGCGCUGUUGUAUGAGGAUAAUCAGAAGAAAGUCAGACUGCGCAUUCGAGAGCUGGAGUAUAGUCGGGCGACGUCGAGUGGGCCUGCAGAUGCGACUUUCAAAGAGGUCCAGGAGAAGAAGCUGGAUGGGGGUGUUUUUGCACAUGAGUUAGACUUUGGGUCUUCACAUUUGAUUCCGAUUCCGGCUCCUCUAGGUGGUCUUAUCGUCCUGGGAGAGAGGUCUAUCAAAUACAUCGAUGAUAAUGCGAACGACAUGAUCUCGCGCGAUCUCGAGGAAGCCACCGUCUUUGUGGCUUGGGAGAAAGUCGAUAGUCAACGCUGGUUGCUUGCUGAUGACUACGGUCGGUUGUUCUUCUUGAUGUUUGUGUUGAACAACGAAGGCAACGUCGAAGACUGGAAACUGGACUAUCUGGGAAGCACGUCUCGGGCUACCAAGCUGGUAUACCUCGGCGGAGGAAUUCUAUUUGUUGGCUCGCAACAGGGUGAUUCUCAGGUGCUGCGCAUCGGCGAUGGCUCUUUUGAGAUCAUUCAGACCUUGUCCAACAUUGCGCCUAUCCUAGAUUUCACCUUGAUGGAUCUGGGCAACCGUACGAGUGAGAUCCAGACACAUGAGUUCUCAACGGGGCAAGCUCGGAUUGUAACUGGAUCGGGUGCAUUCGAUGAUGGAUCUUUACGAAGCGUGCGGAGUGGUGUUGGCAUGGAGGAGCUGGGUGUCCUCGGUGAAAUGGACCACAUCACCGAUCUAUGGGGUCUGCAGUCUCAGAGCUCUGGAGACUUCCUCGACACGCUGAUGGUCACAUUCGUUGACGAGACACGAGUAUUCCGCUUCAGUGCUGAAGGGGAAGUCGAAGAGCUGGAGGAAUUCCUUGGGCUGUCUCUGGCGGAGAGCACGCUGCUGGCUGCCAAUCUACCGGGAAGUCGGAUUUUGCAGGUCACCGAGAAGAGGGCCGUGAUUGCCGAUCUUGAGAGCGGUAUGAUCACUUUCGAAUGGACACCUCCGACCCAGAAGGCGAUUACUGCAGCUUCAGCCAAUGAUGAGCGCCUGGUGCUAGUUAUCGGUGGCCAGGUUUUGGCGACUUUUGAUAUCCAGAAUGAUGCCCAGCUCAUCACGCAAAAGGAUAUGGGUGCAGACCAGCAGAUCUCAGGCGUGACGGUCCCGUCGAGCCCGGCAGGUGUCUGCAUUGCUGGAUUCCCGCAAUCCGCCAAGGUGUCUAUUCUAACCAUCAAUGAUCUAUCCGAGGUUCAAAGCCAAUCGCUGGGGCCGACAGGAGAGGCAUUCCCCCGGUCCGUCCUAGUCGCAGACGUUCUGGCGGAUAGUCCGCCUACCCUUUUCAUCUCUAUGGCGGACGGCAGCGUGAUUACCUUCACACUGGACCCGCAGACCUAUGCACUGACCGAUAUGAUGAAGUUGAUCCUGGGAUCAGAACAGCCAACUUUUAAGAGACUACCCAGAGGCGACGGCUUGUACAAUGUCUUCGCCACUUGUGAAAAUCCGAGUCUGAUCUACGGCUCCGAAGGGCGGAUUAUCUACUCUGCCGUCAACUCCGAGGGUGCAUCGCGAAUCUGCCAUUUGAACACGGAGGCAUUCCCGGGAUCCAUCGCUGUGGCCACAGCAAGGGAACUUAAAAUCGCACUCGUCGAUAAGGAGCGUACGACACAAAUCCAAACAUUGCCAAUGGGCUCAACAGUGCGCCGUGUCGCCUACUCACCAUCCGAGAAGGCAUUCGGCCUCGGCACAAUCGACCGCAAGCUGGAGAGUGGCGUGGAGGUUGUGAGGAGUCACUUCGUGUUGGCCGACGAGAUUCUUUUCCGUCGCUUAGAUGCUAUCGAACUGCAUCAAGAUGAAAUAGUUGAAAGUGUCAUCCGGGCCGAGUUGCCAGCCAGCAAAGAUGAGAAUGGAAAAGAGUUCAAGAAGGAUCGGUGGAUUGUUGGUACGGCGUUCCUGAAUGAGGAACAGGAAGGGUCAAUUCGCGGGCGGAUCCUGGUGCUAGAGGUUGAUCAUGGCCGCAAAUUGACCCAGGUUGGUGAAUUAGGAGUCAAGGGCGCAUGUCGGGCGUUGGCAAUGAUCGGUGACCGCAUUGUUGCAGCGCUGGUUAAGACCGUGGUUGUAUACAAGGUGAUCAACAACAACUUCAGCUCGAUGAAGCUGGAGAAGACUGCGACUUACCGGACGUCAACGGCACCCGUCGAUCUAACCGUCGUCAAUGAUUUAAUCGUGGUUGCCGAUCUGAUGAAGAGCGUUUGCAUCGUCCAAUAUACCAAGGGACAGGACGGUGCCAACGACAAACUGGAAGAAAUUGGUCGACAUUAUCAAACUGUCUGGACCACGGCCGUUGCUUCCAUUGAGAAAGAUAUGCUCCUGGUCAGCGAGGCCGAAGGCAAUCUCAUCGUACUCUCCCGCAACCAAGGCGGCGUCACCGAACAAGACAAGCACCGUCUCAUCCCAACGAGUGAAAUCCGCCUGGGUGAAAUGGUCAAUCGGAUUCGCCCUAUCAACAUCCAACAACUUGCCAGUCUGACAGUAACGCCGCGGGCUUUCCUCGCAACGGUUCGUACUACCCCAAUUCCAACCAUUCCAACGCAUCAAACUAACUAA